UCGCUAGCAAAACAAUUUGCUCAAACAUACAACGAUUUGGAGCUUUUUUCUCGUGGGAACGUAGACAAAACUAACUAAACCAAGGAACGCUUUUACCAUUUUUAGUAAACUACAUGCAGGAUCUGUGAACAUGUAAAGACAUAUUUGUUGCGUUUUUUCCUUCACGCUUUUCCGGUGAGGAAGUCCGCCCAUCAUUAUCAAACUUUGAGCGGUUUCGUCUUGUAUUACACAUGUUUGAUUAUCACAAGGCAUAGCAUCAUGAAUGGAAAAGACCAUCAAGGAGGCAAAGCUUUCGGAGUUCUUAAACAAGAGCAGGAAAAAAAAUUAGAUGAAAUUAAUCAGUCGUUUAUAAACACCGGCGACUAUGAUGACGAAGAAGAAUGGCCGGAUUUGGAAGGCAGUUUAAAUGGGUAUAAAAAGCAAUUUAUGGAGUUCGAUGAGGACAAUUCUGGCGAUAUUGAUAUCAUGGAAUUAAAAAGAAUGAUGGAAAAAUUGGGGCAGGCAAAAACACAUCUUGAGUUGAAAAAAAUGAUCGCAGAAGUUGAUACGACAAAUUCAGGAACCAUAACGUAUGAAGAGUUUUUGCUUAUGAUGCUGGGAAAGAAGUCUUCAAUUUUGAAGAAAAUUUUGAUGUUUGAAGCAUUGGCAAAGGAAAAAGAACGUCCUACAGGAAUUCCACCAAAACGUGACCUCGCUAGCUUGCCCUGACAUUUUGUAUUGUAUAAAAGAUAAAUAUCCAUUCUUCAAAUUUUUUCAUAGUCUAUAAAAGUUUCUUUGAGUUUUCUGAUUAUAUUUCAUUUUUUGGAAUGUUAGUUAGCUGAACUUUGACUCCGUUGAUUUGGACGAACAAACAGAAAGCUCAUGAAUUAAUCAUUAAUUUCCAGUCCACCAGACCAGUUUAACUUUUCCUGUUAAAUUUUCGUACUCUUCUUCGUGUGCUAGCAUAUUUAAUUUGAAUUUCUGCUCCUUACAAACUUUAACACCAGUUGAUGAUUAGCUAGACGUCCUUAUAAAGGCUUUGCUUAUUGAGGUAAAUACUAUAUUCUUAAAUAACAUAGAUUUCUAUUGUGAAA
Molecule: messenger RNA, 1073 nt
Organism: Xenia sp. Carnegie-2017
Lineage: Eukaryota; Metazoa; Cnidaria; Anthozoa; Malacalcyonacea; Xeniidae
Product: allograft inflammatory factor 1-like
Exons: 7
Coding region: 259-708 (149 amino acids)
Biological process (GO): actin filament bundle assembly; ruffle assembly
Cellular component (GO): ruffle membrane; actin filament
Molecular function (GO): actin filament binding; calcium ion binding
Source: RefSeq, a predicted model, not a curated record